UCUAUAUUAUAUAGUCAUCACGUUUGGAUAUAUUAUCAACACUUAAAUAACUAGGAACAGGGUUGACAUCAAUCAGAAACGGUCUAUUCGAGUAUCAGUUUACGUACUCCCAUACUCAGCACCUCAUACUCAAAAUCACAAAAAUAAAAAAACCAUCAAAACCCCAAAUCCAAACUCCAGAAUAUAACCAGAAUCAGAACGCACCAGAAUUAUCAACCCAACAAGAGAACAAACAAUGGCCCCCAACCCAGGCCAAACCCUAUCCUCUAAAUCAUCUGAACCAUCAACUCCUCCCAAUACCUCAAACCCCGAUACCUCACCCCCGAGAACCCAAUACCAGAUCAACAAGAAACACUACACCUCUAAACGCUCCUACAGCCAGAGACGGCUAGAUCAGAUCGCCAGAGUGCAGGCCGAGCUGCAGCAGGCCAAGGAUGAGUGUGAAGCGUUGGAAAUGUAUGUUUAUCAGCUGGAAGAGGAGAGGGAAUGGUUGAGGUAUAUUCUUCGGGGGGAGGGGUAGUGUUCUUUUGUAUUUCCAAGGUAUAAUUAUAGGGGUUUAUUAGGAUGUUGUGUGCUAUGCUUCUGUGAAAGGGGGAUAUAUGCUUUGCUUCGCUGUGUAUGUUAUAGAUGGAUGGUGGAAGAUACCAGUUAGUGAUGAAGAGUAAAGAGGUAUAUUUG
Aspergillus caelatus is the source of this 678-nucleotide messenger RNA. RefSeq lists its product as uncharacterized. NCBI's taxonomy places the organism in Eukaryota, Fungi, Ascomycota, Eurotiomycetes, Eurotiales, Aspergillaceae. The transcript has 2 exons. The record is from RefSeq and is a predicted model, not a curated record. Bases 236 to 520 code for a protein of 94 amino acids.